AUGCAAAAGCCCAUUCAUCCACCCAAAUCACAAGCUGCAUCAUCAAAUGGUGGGGUGGAGAAGAGGAAAAAGGAGAAACCUCAAAGAGUAUACAUUGCCGCCACUACUGAGGACAUAGAGACUAAGUCUGAUGAAGUUGUAAGAGAGGUGAAAAAGACAGCCAACUAUGCUAGAGUGGUGAAGAAACUACAAUCGAGUGGAGCUCAGCAAUCCAAGAAACCAAGGGCACAACCUAAAUCAUCUGGUAAGGCUAGGGCUAGCAAGAAGCAAAAAUCUAAGAUUGAUGUCGCUCUGAAAUCAGGUAAGAUUGAAGGAACAUUUGAAACAGUGCCCACAUUGACUUUGAAGGAGUUAAUUGAUGAAAUUCUUAAGGAUGGGAGUCUGAAUAAUGUAUCUACAUAUUAUAAAAAAAUUGAUGAUAAGGAUCAGAGGGAAGUUGAAGAAGCAGUUGUAGAAUAUAUGGAUGUAUAUAGUAAGACAUUGAUAGAACUUGCAUCUAUGAUCCCUAAACAUCUAUAUGAAAUUUUAGAUGCAAGAAAUCUUACAACUAGUCAAGAGGAUGAUAAAAUCAAAGAGUGUAUGCUAGAUCCUCCAAUUAUAGAAGUUGUAUCAAAAAAAGCAGUUGAAGAGAAAUUGAAUGUGGAGAAGGAUAAGGGUGAUGGUGAGAAAGAUGGAAAAGGUAAGAGUGUUGAAGUUAUAGAUAAGGAGAAAGGAGAGGAAAAGGAAGAUCAGGCUCCUACAACAGUGGCAAGAGACAUUGGUGUUGUUAAAGGGAAACAAGUUGUUGUUGAUCCAAAUGAUUUUUUUCAAGGAUCGAUUGACUUGAGUUCCUUAUCUCCCAUUCAAGCACUUAAAUUAACAACUCUAUCUCAAGCCAAAGCCAAUGAGGACCUACUUAAGUCCCAUUUUGUAGACAAGGAAUUAAUAUCAUUGGCGGGGGAUAUGUUGGAGAAGAUUAUGCCAUCUUUCAAACCAGAUACAUCUGAUCCCUCUGUUAAGCUCAAGGUAUUUGUUGCAGCAGAAUAUGGUGACUAUCCAUCUCCUCCCCCACCAUCUCCCUCACCUCCUCCUCCAUAUUAUUACAAGUCCCCACCUCCACCUCCUUAUUAUUACACAUCACCACCACCAUAUUACUAUAAGUCCCCACCACCUCCUCCACCAUACUACUAUAAGUCUCCACCACCACCACCUUAUUAUUAUACGUCUCCACCACCACCAUCCCCAUCUCCUCCUCCUCCUUACUAUUACAAGUCUCCUCCACCUCCACCUCCAUACUACUACAAAUCUCCACCUCCUCCACCAUACUACUAUACAUCCCCACCACCACCAUCUCCAUACUACUACAAGUCUCCUCCACCACCACCAUACUACUAUAAGUCCCCACCACCACCUUCCUCAUCUCCUCCUCCUCCAUACUAUUACAUGUCCCCACCACCACCAUACUCAUCUCCUCCUCCUCCUUACUAUUACCAAUCUCCUCCACCUCCAUCCCCUUCUCCUCCUCCACCAUACUACUAUACGUCUCCUCCACCUCCACCAUACUACUACAAGUCUCCUCCACCACCCCCAUACUACUACAAGUCCCCUCCACCACCCCCAUACUACUAUAAUUCCCCUCCACCGCCACCGUACUACUACAAUUCGCCUCCACCACCACCACCGUACUACUACAAAUCUCCUCCACCACCACCGUACUACUAUAAUUCCCCUCCACCACCACCAUACUACUAUAAUUCCCCACCACCACCUUCCCCAUCUCCUCCUCCUCCAUACUACUACACAUCUCCUCCUCCUCCAUACUACUACACAUCUCCUCCACCACCUCCAUACUACUAUAAGUCUCCACCACCUCCAUCACCAUCACCUCCUCCCCCAUACUACUACAAAUCUCCACCUCCACCAUCUCCAUCUCCUCCUCCACCAUAUUAUUACAAAUCUCCACCACCACCAUCCCCAUCUCCUCCUCCACCAUACUACUACAUAUCCCCACCUCCACCGUCUCCAUCUCCUCCUCCACCAUACUAUUACAAAUCCCCACCACCACCUCCUCCACCAAAAGAGUACGUGUAUGCUUCACCUCCACCCCCACCCCCCACCUAUUAA
Molecule: messenger RNA, 2103 nt
Organism: Cryptomeria japonica (Japanese cedar)
Lineage: Eukaryota; Viridiplantae; Streptophyta; Pinopsida; Cupressales; Cupressaceae
Product: extensin-2
Exons: 3
Coding region: 1-2103 (700 amino acids)
Source: RefSeq, a predicted model, not a curated record